Alligator mississippiensis (American alligator) is the source of this 1812-nucleotide messenger RNA. Lineage: Eukaryota; Metazoa; Chordata; Crocodylia; Alligatoridae. The record is from the annotation of a RefSeq genome assembly.
AUGCAACAGCCGACCCUAUCUCUUACCUUCUUCACCCUACCUGCUUUUAUCCUUUUACUAUCUCUACUUCAUAUAACCGCCCACCCGGUCGGUUUUAAAAAAAUGAUAAUUAAACUAGCAUUUUUCACAAGCCUCCCUCCCCUUAUUUUAUUAACUUACAACAACAUAGUUCCCCUCUCAUUCACUUGACAUUGACUCAGCAUAGGAACCUGCCCCAUCUACUUAAGCCUUAAACUCGACACCUUCUCAAUCUUCUUCGUCCCCACAGCACUGUUUGUCACAUGAUCAAUUAUAGAAUUCACCGAAUUAUAUAUAGAUUCAGACCUAAAAAUUAUUAGCUUCUUUAAUCACCUCUUAAUCUUUAUCCUAAUAAUAAUUAUCUUAGUAACUGCCAACAACCUCUUCCAGCUAUUCAUUGGCUGAGAAGGAGUAGGCAUCAUAUCAUUUAAACUCAUCAACUGAUGGUCUUUCCGAGCAAACUCCAACAAAGCAGCCCUCCAGGCCAUUACCUACAAUCGUCUAGCAGACGUCGGAAUACUCGCUGCUAUAUCAUGAAUGAUCCUAAACAACAUCAGUCUGGACAUCCAAGACAUACCCGUAUCUACCAACCACUCACUCAUCCCUGCCAUUGGCCUCGUCCUAGCAGCAACUGGAAAAUCGGCCCAAUUCGGUUUCCACCCAUGACUCCCGGCAGCAAUAGAAGGCCCGACACCAGUCUCAGCUCUACUCCACUCAAGCACCAUAGUAGUAGCAGGCAUUUUCCUGCUAAUCCGAACCUCCCACGUAGUCUAUAGCAGUCAAGCAGCAACUACGGCUUGCCUACUCCUGGGAGCAAUUACCUCCCUAUUCGCAGCCUCUUGCGCCCUCACCCAAAAUGACAUAAAAAAAAUUAUCGCAUUCUCAACAUCGAGCCAACUCGGACUAAUAAUAGCCACAAUUGGAUUAAAACAACCCGAACUUGCAUUCCUACACAUUUCAACACACGCCUUUUUUAAAGCAAUACUCUUUCUGUGUGCAGGAUCAAUUAUCCACAACCUCAAUAACGAACAAGACAUUCGAAAAAUAGGGGGCCUUAAAAAAGCAAUACCUAUCACCACCUCUUGUCUUACUAUCGGAGCACUAGCUCUCACUGGCAUGCCCUUCCUCUCAGGAUUCUUUUCCAAAGACGCUAUUAUUGAAGCACUAAACACCUCUUAUAUUAACGCCUGUGCCCUUACCCUUGUACUACUUGCUACUUCCUUCACCGCAGUGUAUAGCCUUCGUAUAAUUUACUUCACCCUAUUAAACCCUAACCGACUAACAACCACAAAUCCCAUCAACGAAAACCCAAAAAUUGUAAACCCCAUCCUACGCCUAGCCGCCGGAAGCAUUAUAGCUGGCCUACUAAUUUCAUCCUCUAUAUUACCAUCCAACACCCCCCAACUAACCAUAUCGAACACAGCCAAGCUCGCAGCCCUUAUUAUCACAAUGAUCGGACUACUAAUUGCAGCAACCCUAACCCAUGCCACCAAUAAAUUCCCGCCCAUUACCAACGACACCCAACCGCCCUUCCUAACUAAACUAACCUACUUCAACCACCUAUUCCACCACUUCUUCCCAACCACAACCCUGCGAAUGAGCCAAAAACUAUCAACCCACCUAGCUGACCAAACAUGAUAUGAAGCCCUCGGGCCAAAAAUAAUAACCCACCUACAAACCCUAAUAGCCAAAAUCCUCACACCAUAUCAUAAAGGAAAAAUAAAACAAUAUUUCAAAAUCUUCAUAUUAACUAUUAUUAUAAUUAUCUUUUUCACCUCCUUUAUAUCACCCUAA